AUGGGUUAUUACAAAGUCUUUGGGCUGCCAAAAAGUGCCUCGCAGGAUGAUGUUAAGAAAUCCUACCACAAACUGGCACUAAAAUGGCAUCCUGAUAAGAAUCCCAGCAACAAGGAAGAAGCUGAAAAGAAAUUCAAAGCAAUCACUGAAGCAUACAAGGUUUUGUCUGACCCUCAGAAGCGAUCGCUUUAUGACAGGUCUGUUAAGGAGAGCAGACCACACAGAGGAAGAAAUGCUAUGAGGGGUCAUGACAGAUCCUUUGAUUCCCCUUACGUAUUCCAUGACCUCGAAGAGAUUUUUAUGGAGGUCUUUGGAGGGGUGUAUCCCUUUCUAUGUGCUUUCUGGGACCCCUUUGACAACAUCAGAAACAGUAGCAAAAACUGGCACAGAACAAUUGGAAGAGGAAGAAAUUCUAGCCUGUUUUCUGAUUAUAUGGAGUUAUUUAUGCCAUGGAACUUAGUCCGUGGUCCCAGUAAGCUGCCCACUUACUUCUUUUCUGAGGAUGCAGCUGGGUCACACAGCGUUAGAUCAGUGUUAACCACUACUCGAGUGAUCAACAGCAAGAAGAUAACCACCCGGAAAAUCGUCAAGAAUGGGCAGGAGAGAACAGGAGCGGAAAAAGACGGCCAGCUGAAGUCUGUGACGAUAAAUGAGAAGGACCACCUGAAAUUAUAA
Molecule: messenger RNA, 675 nt
Organism: Cuculus canorus (common cuckoo)
Lineage: Eukaryota; Metazoa; Chordata; Aves; Cuculiformes; Cuculidae
Gene: DNAJB8
Product: DnaJ heat shock protein family (Hsp40) member B8
Exons: 1
Coding region: 1-675 (224 amino acids)
Biological process (GO): positive regulation of proteasomal ubiquitin-dependent protein catabolic process; protein refolding
Cellular component (GO): cytosol; endoplasmic reticulum membrane
Molecular function (GO): ATPase activator activity; Hsp70 protein binding
Source: RefSeq, a predicted model, not a curated record